AUGCCCGUUCAGUAUCUCGAGAUGGAUCUCUUUAUAUACAACGCCACAUACCAGAUAUGGAUCUGCUCCUAUGUGUCGCGAUCGUUAGCGACACUGCGCAAGCAUCUGGAACGCAUACAUCCGGAGACCCGACGACCGCGUGGCCGUGCUUUCAAAGCCAAGCCUGAUAUUGCUGCCACUGCAGAAUCAGUGAGCUGUCAGCGAUUCUUUGUAUAUGGUCCAGAGAGCAGCUUUUUCAUUGUGAUCCCACCGUCUCCAAUCAGGCAACAACGGCUAGCUGGUACAAUGUCUGAGGCCGAGUUCAUUCAGGCCCAGGUGAACCGGGAUAUCGAGGAAAGGUUGGCGCACGAGGCAGAACAAGGGCAACAGAUCACCAGCCAGAGGCAUGCUACUGAGGUGUCGCUAUAG
This is a messenger RNA of Penicillium subrubescens, 408 nucleotides long. RefSeq lists its product as uncharacterized. NCBI's taxonomy places the organism in Eukaryota, Fungi, Ascomycota, Eurotiomycetes, Eurotiales, Aspergillaceae. The transcript has a single exon. The coding region runs from base 1 to 408 and encodes 135 amino acids. The record is from RefSeq and is a predicted model, not a curated record.